Aspergillus udagawae is the source of this 384-nucleotide messenger RNA. RefSeq names its product putative progesterone binding protein. Bases 1 to 384 code for a protein of 127 amino acids. Lineage: Eukaryota; Fungi; Ascomycota; Eurotiomycetes; Eurotiales; Aspergillaceae. The transcript has 3 exons. Gene Ontology annotation, cellular component: endomembrane system; membrane. The record is from RefSeq and is a predicted model, not a curated record.
AUGGUGGAACACGAGCCGGAACCCAAGCGCUUCGAACCCAAAGUCCCUGUUCAGCUGGAUCCUCCAAAGGAUGACCCGAUCACAGUGGAGGAAUUGUCCAAAUGCGACGGCACGGAUCUCAGCCGCCCAACUCUCGUCGCAAUCAAGGGGAUUGUUUUUGAUGUGAGCAAAAAUCCUGCUUAUGGCCCCAAUGGCCAGUAUCACGUUUUCGCUGGAAAGGAUCCUUCCCGAGCCCUUGCCUGCUCAUCUCUGAAGCCUGAGGAUUGCAGGCCGGAUUGGUAUGAUUUGGAUGAUAAGGAGAAGACGGUGUUGAGUGAAUGGUUUACCUUCUUCAGCAAGAGAUACAAUAUUGUCGGAAAGGUGAAGGAUGCUACAAACUACUAG